CUUCUCUCUCUGUCUCAUCUCAGCUCCUCCAGAGUCGCGCAGCUCGCAGCGUCGCGCGCGCAGCCACAAGGAUCCAAGGAAGGAAGGAUCCUACACGUCUUCCCCCAACCAACCGACACACCACUCCACUCUACGCGCCGCGACACCCGCGCGUCCGAGUCACAUUCAAACCAACAUUCAUCAUCCUUCCUCCCUCUCACUCAUCUCUCUUCUCCUCUCUCUUCCUCUCUCUCUCUCUUCAUCAUCAUCAUCAUCAUCAUCAUCCUCGACACUACUCAUCUCACUACUCCUCCUCCUCCUCUUCUUCUUCUUCUCUUCUACAGAGCGCCCAACUAGCUCAUUUCUCUCUUCACUCUUUCAUUUCUGUCCUCUUCUGUACACACUCUUUCGACUUGCCUCGUCCUCGUCUCCUCUUAACCCACCACCACCACACCCAUCCACACCCAUGCCUUCCGUCGCGUCACCCAGGCGGCCAAACGACGAGAACUCGAUCCCGACGCACAACCGCGACUCGCUCUUCAGCCAGCCCUCGUACAAGCUCCAGCCAACCCCCUCGCCUCGCCACCGUCAGCCCCUCGCGGCUCUUGACCAAAAGCCCAACCUGUAUCCCGCACCUUACACUCCCGGCCACGCGUCGCGUCGAGUCAGCAUGCCACCGCUGGGCGGCGGCGGCGGCGGCGGAGGCGCCUCUCAACCAGCAGCUGAUGCCACCCCCGUGCGAGGGAUCGCCACCAAAGUCGACCCCGACGCCCGAGAGCUUCCCCUCCCAAAGGGCUUGGUCUUCCCGCCCCCACCACCCCCGCCGACUUCCGGCUAUCAGCCCAUGCCAACGCCUACUCAGUCCCGCACUGCUGCUCGCAGCAACAAUGGCCACAUGCACCACCCUCCGCAGCCACUCAACUCGACCCCUCACCAUCACCACUCGAUGCAGCCCGCAAUGAACCACACCCCCCGGUCCAUGUUCCUGUCACACCCACAGAGCACGCCGGCGCGCUCUACCUCCAUGUCUUACUCGUCGCCUUCCUCCAUGUCACACAUGCCUUCAACCCCCGAUAUUCGCUCCCCGUACCCACCGGGUCACCCGAUCGACCUUCAUGACUUGCUUCCUCCAGCAAAGUGGCAUGGUCAGUUGCCACCUGCGUUCCUCAACCAGGGUGACAUGCCAAGUGGAGGAGAUGCCAAUGACGACACUCCCAACGGCGGCGGCGGCGGCGGCGGCGGUGAGCCGACCCCCAGCAGCACAUCUACGCGUCGCGCUCUGGUGUCGUGCAACCCAUGGGAUUACAAGGUCGAGGACCAUGGCAAGAACAAGCCUCGUCGCCGUUUCUCGCCUGGAGAACUAGACAUGCUCGAAAUUUUGUGGAGCAUUUCUCACAACCCCCACAAGUGGCAGAGACAGAAGCUUGCGCGCUGGUUCGGAUGCACCACACGCCACCUCACGGUUUGGUUCCAAAAUCGCCGCCAAGAUCUCAAAAAGGCUGAAAGCUUGGCUGUAAUGGCCGAGAGCAACCCGGACACUGCCUCGCGUGCGCUAGCUGCUCUCAGUCGCGCCAACCGCGGCGAGCAGCACAAGUUUAGCCCCGAGCAGUCGCAGGUGAUCAUGGACAUUGUGUCGGACAGACUGCACCCUGACAUGCUGCUGCAACAGCAGGCUUCUGGCUCGUCCCCUACCCCACACUCUCAGCACCUGCAUCACCACCACCACCAUCACCACCACCCCCACCAUCACCACAACAACAAUCGUGGAACGCCAUCCCCGCCAUCGCUCAGCCAGCAUCUCUCCAACCGCUCUCACCUCGCCCCUUACACUCCAGCUCCACCGGCUAUCGCUCCCAAGCCUCUGCACCACGGUCACAUUCCUGGCCCAGCAUUUGCUCUCAAGCCAGUUCGCCGCGGGUACUCGUUGGAUGAUGUCUGCGCCGACCGCGAGAUGAGCAUGAAACACCGCACCCCUCGCCCUCGCGCUCCUCUUGUCGAAGGAUUCGAGCACAUGAACAAGAAUGACCCGCGUUACCGUGACGCACUCGUCAACAUGCUUCCAAGCGAGCUCUCGUCGGACGCGAUUGAGCCCACCGAGGACGACGACGAGUCGGCUUUGGAUGUCGACUCGCCUACGCGCAAGCGCGCGCGUGGCAGCCUCGAGCUUUCCGCGCCUCGCCCAACUCUUCCGCCCAUUGGACUUGGCCGCCCAGUUCACCAGCGUCACCGCUCGCGCUCAAGCUUUGGGCGUGCGUCUAGCUCGGACGUGCUGGCAUGCUCCACGCGCGCUCGUAACCUCCUCAGCAGCAGUUCUCACCGGGCGGUGACGGACCCUGUGCCGUCGCGCAGCGCGUCUGCGGGCCCUACGCUCCCCACGGUCCCCGAGCAUCAGCGCAACCAGGCGCGUCUUCCGCCCCUGGCCUCUGUCACCGACAUGGGACGGAAGCGCAAACUUUCGCGUGGUGGCUCGUGGUCUCACAUGCUCACGGUUAAGCACCAGGACUCGUUUGACCGUGCACGUGCAGAGUCCACGAUUGAGGAGCGCCAGAGCACGUCGUCGCCUGUACCUGAGCAGACGCGCUCGCCCACCCCGACCGAGCGCGAGUCGGUUUCGCCCCGCAGCGAGGAGGCGAGCGUCAAGAGCCACAGUGUCGCGCCUUCGACCACUGUUACCAAGCUCGAACUCAUUGCUCCCCAGGGCCGCAACAUCUAUUCGUUCUCCAAGGAGCUGGAGCCUGAGGCCAAGCGCGGUGCCACCGAGAUGGACGAGAAUGUUAUCGAAGGCGCCCAGGCGCUUAUGGAGCUGUUCCGUGGACGUUGAGCGAAAAACGAGGUCGACAUCUCUGAUCGAAGAAGUACCACAGUUGUCGGAGGCAGAAGACGACGACGACGACGACGACGACGACGAAAGGGACUGGAAGAAGAAGCAGCAACGAAGAAGCAACGAAACAAAUGACUAGUACAGUAGAUGGGUGUCUGGGUUAUAUACUGUUGUGGUCGAUGCAUACCCGAGUUUUAGCUG
Cutaneotrichosporon oleaginosum is the source of this 3001-nucleotide messenger RNA. RefSeq lists its product as uncharacterized. Gene Ontology annotation, molecular function: transcription cis-regulatory region binding. Gene Ontology annotation, cellular component: nucleus. The record is from RefSeq and is a predicted model, not a curated record. NCBI's taxonomy places the organism in Eukaryota, Fungi, Basidiomycota, Tremellomycetes, Trichosporonales, Trichosporonaceae. Gene Ontology annotation, biological process: regulation of DNA-templated transcription.